Molecule: messenger RNA, 828 nt
Organism: Brugia malayi
Lineage: Eukaryota; Metazoa; Nematoda; Chromadorea; Rhabditida; Onchocercidae
Gene: Bma-ndx-6
Product: ADP-ribose pyrophosphatase, mitochondrial precursor, putative
Exons: 5
Coding region: 1-828 (275 amino acids)
Molecular function (GO): ADP-ribose diphosphatase activity
Source: RefSeq, a predicted model, not a curated record
AUGCUUAUUGCAAAUGUUCGAUCUGUUCGACUUGUUAUGAAUUCUGUUAUGAUUACAAAGUCAAAAAUGCAUCAUAAAUGCCGAAAUAUAGAAAAACCAUAUCUGCGUAGUGAUGUCUAUCGUGUAAAGGUACCGGAUGAUAAAGUUAAAUGGGAAGUUGUUUGGCCUGAAUACGCUCCGAAAGAUUUCACAAGCUCAGGAGCUAUUGGUAAACCCUGGGCAGAUUCAGUUAAUGUCGAAAGUCAGAAAUUCAAAUGGAACGAUGUUGAUGGAUUAAUCGAUCGACGUUCCUAUAUGGGGAAAUAUAAUUUGGAUGGAACUGGGCGACCACUUAAUCCGGUGGGACGAACAGGAUUACGAGGACGUGGAGUUUUGGGCAAGUGGGGACCAAAUCACGCAGCAGAUCCAAUUGUAAGUCGAAUCCACCACGGGCAAUUACAGUUUGUUGGGAUCGCCCGGCGAGAUUCCGGUGAAUGGGCUCUUCCUGGGGGUAUGGUAGAUGCUGGUGAAGAUGUACAAGAAACGUUGAAAAGAGAAUUUACGGAAGAGGCACUGGAUGGUAAAAAGUAUCCGGAAUUGGAUAUGCUUUGGCGUAAAGGUGUGGAGCUGUAUCGUGGUUAUGUGGAUGAUCCACGGAAUACAGAUAAUGCAUGGAUGGAAACAGUUGUGGUUAAUUUUCAUGAUAACGACGGCUACCUAAACAAUGUCACGCUUAGAGCAGGAGAUGAUGCAAUUAAAUUGCGAUGGAUUACCGUUUCACUGGGUCAAAAGCUGUAUGCAUCUCAUGAAGACUUCAUCAAAUUACUUGCUCAACAUCAUGGCAUAUAA